AAAUCCUCCUCCCUCCUCCGUCAGCCGCGCCUCCGCAGCCACAGCUGAUGGCCAACCUUUUAGCUGCCAACGCUACGGAACUUAGCAAGUAGCUAGCGGUGUACCGUUGUUAAAAUGUGUACGAGGUGUUAGCUAAUCGUCAUAUGUGUGUACUGUCUUAGACUUCACCAAAGGUGCGUUGCGGACUAGACGGGUCCUGUAAAUCUGCCACUGUACUUCACGGGCAUUUCAGUACCACGCGUAGUUCUUUGCUACUCACAUUAGCUGACUUGUGUAGUUUGACAGUAGGAUCACAGAGGUGUCCAGCUAACCGGGCUAACAGCUAGCUGGUGAGCUAUAACAUAGCAUUGCUAGCUGUUUUGUUAACAACUUCGGUCUGGCUUGACUGCGUUUGAAUGCUGCUGUUUUUCAAGUAGUGGUGCCUAUGUGAGCCUUGGAUGAGAUCUGGAUCUGAGCCUUGGGCUGUCUAUGAUGUUCAGAGCUUUUCUCCUCACGUCACCUGACUUCACUUGGUCCAUUUAACAGUCUUGUAUCAUAACUGCCAAACCAAUCCCACAUCUCUGCUUGGAUACAGUAUGAUCAUUCACUCUGAGCCCACCCAGUCCUCUGGGAUAAGAGUCCCCCAAAACCAAGCUCUUCAAAUGAUAUGAUAGUAGCCGCCUGGAUCACUUUCUGUGCCUGCAGGAGCCUUGCACGGGUUCUGCUCUUCCUUUCCUCCUCAUACUCCCCUCCUCCACUCUUGGAGACCCUUGCCACUGUGGUCUCCGGUACUGGAACCAUGGGUAACAGCUGCGUGUGCCGGGAAGAUAGUGACUUGGAGGACCAUCAUCAUGGGUCGUCAAGGGCGACCAGAGGACAAGUUAGGCGAGUGGAUCACAGCACAGGUGCAGCUGUUGAUCCUGGAGAGGCCCGGAGCAGUCGACCCAGGGACCCGGUCAGGCCGCCACGCCGAGGGAGAGGGCCCCAUGAGCCAAGACGGAAGAAGCAGAAUGUGGAUGGCCUGGUGCUGGACACACUGGCUGUCAUCAGGACACUUGUGGACAAUGACCAAGAGCCCCCUUACUCCAUGAUCACUUUGCAUGAGAUGGCAGAGACGGAUGAUGGUUGGCUGGAGGUUGUUCAGUCUCUGAUUCGAGUGAUCCCAUUGGACGAUCCGCUUGGCCCUGCAGUGAUCACCCUUCUGUUGGAUGAGUGUCCCCUGCCCACCAAGGAUGCUCUCCAGAAACUCUCUGACAUGUUGAGUUUGAGUUCAGCUGUAGCACGACAGGAUGCUCUAAACCCUGCUAAACACAGAAACACCACAGCUGUCCUAGGAUGUCUGGCGGAGAAACUGGCUGGUCCAGCCAGUAUUGGUUUGUUGAGCCCUGGAACGCUUGAGUACCUUCUAGAGAGUCUGAGCUCGGAGGCCCACCCUACUGUCAUGCUGUUUGCUCUCAUCGCUUUGGAGAAGUUCUCCCAGACCAGUGAGAACAAACUGACGGUGUCUGAGUCGUGUAUCAGCAAUAGACUUGCUGUCCUGGAGUCGUGGGCAGAGCAUCCUGACUACCUGAAGAGGCAGGUUGGGUUCUGCUCACAGUGGAGCCUUGACAAUCUGUUCCUGAAGGACGGUCGUCAGUUCACCUACGAGAAGGUCAACCUCAGCAACAUCAAUGCCAUGCUCAAUAGCAACGAUGUCAGCGAGUACCUCAAGAUCUCCCCCACUGGGCUAGAGGCACGAUGUGAUGCCUCCUCAUUUGAGAGCGUGCGUUGCACAUUCUGCGUGGAUUCAGGCGUUUGGUACUAUGAGGUGACGGUCAUUACAUCAGGAGUGAUGCAGAUCGGAUGGGCCACCAAGGACAGCAAGUUCCUCAACCAUGAGGGUUAUGGGAUAGGAGAUGAUGAAUACUCCUGUGCGUAUGAUGGCUGCAGGCAGCUCAUCUGGUACAACGCUCGCAGUAAACCUCACUCUCACCCCUGCUGGAAGGAGGGAGAUGCCAUCGGCUUCCUGUUGGACCUCAGCAAGAAGCAGAUGAUCUUCUACCUGAAUGGACAUCAGCUGCCGCCAGAGAAACAGGUCUUCUCCUCGGCCACGUCCGGUUUCUUUGCAGCAGCAAGUUUUAUGUCAUACCAACAGUGUGAGUUCAACUUUGGGGCCAAGCCUUUCCGCCAUCCACCUUCUGUCAAGUUCAGCACCUUCAACGACUUUGCUUCACUGCUGCCCAGUGAAAAGAUCAUCCUACCCAGACAUCGGCGUCUGGCCUUACUAAAGCAGGUUAGCAUCCGAGACAACUGCUGCACGCUGUGUUGUGACGUCAUGGCUGACACGGAGCUGCGGCCCUGUGGACAUGGUGGUAUGUGUAUGGAGUGUGCCUUACAGUUAGAGACAUGCCCCCUGUGCCGCCAGGACAUCCAGACCCGCGUCAGACUCAUUGCACAUGUCUCCUGACACACUUCCUGCUGCUCGUCCAUUAAGGAGAGACACACAAGCCCCUACAGCCUCCUCCUCCUCCUCCUCCUUUCCCCUCUCAGCCAGCAGGGCUGCGAGGAUGGUGCCACAGUGUUGCAAUGAAAUCAGAACUGUGACUUCUGGUAAGAGGAAGCGGCGACAGAGAGGCGGAGAGAAGAAAGAGAGAUGAGAGGAGGGGAAUUUUAAUCACAGCCGGAGCCCCAGGAUCUUUCCCUCAUUUACUUACAUCUCCUCUUUUAUAUCCUUCUGACAACUCACUGCAGAAGCUGGGCCGAGAGUCAUCCACUUUCUAUCAACAGUGUGUUUUUCAGGCAAAAACAGGAGAAGUGAGGAGUAGGGACAUUUUAAACAGAUUACAGUCAGAAGCAACUUCCCUCCCUCUGUAGAGUUAUUGACAUCCUUUCUAUGAUAUGAGGAUCCCACUGCGCUUUCAGCCCAGAGGCUACUGCUAUUUAAUCCCAUCACCGCCAUGCACAUGUCUGCAGAUGAGAAAGGGCUGGGUAGCAGAAAGGAAUGCGGUGUGAAAUACAGUAUUAAAUCCAAGGUACAGAUAAAUCUGAGAUGUCUCACUUUCAUGUUUUGGGGUAUAUAUGGUGUAUGAUGUUCUCGAGGUAGCAUUUUCAUUCCCUUUUCUAAGAGUUGUACCCACACCUAUUAAUUGGUCAGCUUGGGUAUCAGAAACUUGCAAAUUUAUUCCUAGAGUUCAGUUUUUGGUUUACAGAAGCAAAAUUUAAAAGUCAAAUCAGCUGUGACACGGCAGUGAAUAUUAGUGUCACAAUUAUUGUUUUACAACAAGUAGAAAACAAAAUACUUGAAUCUGUAUGAGAUCUAAUUGAUUUUCAGCAUAGCUGACCCUGCUGCUUUUUGUGCUUUGUCGUUGCUCAGAUGUUAUUUCCUCAGUCUCAGCCAUGUAUGUAACAACCACAACAAAUAAAUACACAACAAUUAGAAUUUACAGAAAGAUAAUCUGUGAAUGAAAUCACUUUUUCUCUUUUCUUUUUUGUUUGAGCCAAUGAGGGGGUUGUAUACAAUUUCCACCACUUUCUGAAUUUAUCUAGGAUUGUUUGAUUGGUGCUAAAAAUUUGACAAAAACUUUUAAUGCAGCUCCAUUGUAAGUCGGGCUCAUUUGAGGGGCAGCAUAUGGAAGUACGUCUUCAUUUUUGUUUGUGAUAACAAACGCACGCGUCUGUACCAAGACGACUAUUUUCAGUCCACAGGAUGUGAUUUAAUUUUGUAUUUAAAAUGAUGGCUAUGUAGAAUCUUGGUUGAGAGGAACAACAGCUUUUGUUGACUGAUCGUGUUGUAUUAGCCCAUCAGUAAAUUGUUUGAAACAACUGUGAGACGUUUAAGAGAAUUGUUUUUCCUCAAAGUUUACUAAAUAUCCCCGGGUCAUUCUUUAAACGUUCACAUUUUGAGUCCAGUUUUGCAGUAAAAUAAUUUACACAUGUUAGAAACUGUCCACAGCAGACGGGCAUGACGUAAAGACAUGAGUUGUGGGAUCUGUUGCAUACAGAAUUGAUCUUGUCAAAAGAGGUUUGUCUGUUUGGAAGAGAUUGGUUCAAACUGAGUAUAAUAUCUUUGUGCUCUGUAUAGCAUAGCAUAUCUCUCUGCUCUCAUUUUGUCAUUUCUCCAUCUUUCUUCCUGUCUUUAUAAGAACCUCAUAUUUUGUGUGUCUUUCUGUCCAUCCUUUACUUGAAGCAUCUCUGGGGUUGAAUGAAUGAUGUGUAUUUUGAAAGCAGGUGAUGAAAUGAACAUGAGAGAUUGUGAUUCAGGAAAAAUUUGUAGAAUUAAAACAAUCAUCGAUGUUUCAAAUUAUCGUACUGAAUAAUUUAGAAUUUAUUUUGGUCAAAUUGUUUAUUAAGGAAUUAUUACUCCAACAAACUGCAUGAACAGGAUCUGUAAAAUCAAACUUAAUUCAAACUGUACUGGAAUGAUUUUCAAAAGAUAACGCAUCUCUCAGUAUGAUGAAAGACUGUUCUGGUCACCGUUUGCUGUCUGGUAUUUUCCGAUGCACCUUAUACAUGCAGGUGAGAGAAAUUAUACUGUUGUCUCUAUGCUUGGAGAUGAAGUUCAGGAUUGUAAAGAAUAAGUUGUGAGUUGUAUUUAAAACAUCUAUAUUUUGCCCCAGAGUUCCCAAAGAUGUGACUGAUUGAAGAAUUGUUUCCUGAAUUGUGAUAUUUGUAAUAAAUGUAUGCACAUGUGAUUUUAUUCAUUCAUUCA
Messenger RNA from Scatophagus argus, 4666 nucleotides. RefSeq names its product ring finger and SPRY domain containing 1 (gene rspry1). Gene Ontology annotation, molecular function: protein binding; ubiquitin-protein transferase activity. The coding region runs from base 647 to 2425 and encodes 592 amino acids. The record is from RefSeq and is a predicted model, not a curated record. NCBI's taxonomy places the organism in Eukaryota, Metazoa, Chordata, Actinopteri, Scatophagidae. The transcript is spliced from 15 exons. Gene Ontology annotation, cellular component: cytoplasm.